AUGGCUCCUAAGCGACGCAGUCCGUCUCCGACUCCUUCCAGCGCACCUUCAACUCCCAAGAAGGGCAAGGCUGCCCCAGCAUCCUGGACUGAGCAAGAAGGUGAGCUUCAAACUGCAUCCUGCAACAGAGAGAAGUAUGCGGUGCAAGAGUUUGCAUGCUUACAAUAGACACGGAUCUUGCUCCGCCAAUAGACCAGCAUUUGCUUCUUGCCCUUUUGGUUUCGGAUGGCAACAUGCCAGUACUCAAUGAUCAGAAAAGAGCUGCAAUGACACUCGUUUCGAAGCGCAGCGAGGAAGCUGUCAAAGUGAGUCGCGUAUCAGAAGGGGUGACAGCUUUUCUGGAGCAUUGCUGACAAAAGCUUGCGCCUCUUUGGGCAUCACCAGCACCGUUGGAAGAAAGUGCUCAGACCUGCUUUGCAGAAGGUCAUCGAUGAGAUCGAGAAUGCCAGCAAGAGUAAAAAUAUCGAUGCAGCCUAG
Messenger RNA from Ceraceosorus bombacis, 477 nucleotides. The record is from the annotation of a GenBank genome assembly. NCBI's taxonomy places the organism in Eukaryota, Fungi, Basidiomycota, Exobasidiomycetes, Ceraceosorales, Ceraceosoraceae.